AUGACGUCAGUUCACAGCUCUUUAGAUAUGGAUAUGGAGGUAGAUCUAUCAGGUCUCCUUGAAUCCAUAGUGGAUUCAGAUGAGGAGGAAGAUCUGGAAGAGAGUAUGGAUAGUCUCACUGUGCGAGAUGCUGUGAGAGAUUGCCUUGAAAAAGACCCAAGUGAUAGAACUGACGAAGAUAUUGAAAUUCUUUUGGAAUUCACCCAACAUUUAAAAGCUUUUACAAAUAUGACUCUUACAGUGCGUAAAGCACUCUGUGCUGUAAUGGUUUUUGCUGUGGUAGAAAAAGCUGGAACAGUAGUCAUGAAUGAUGGAGAAGAACAUGAUUCCUGGUCAGUCCUGAUUAAUGGGCAUGUAGGCAUUGAACAUCAAAAUGGAGAGAUUGAGUAUCUUAAUGUUGGUGACAGUUUUGGAAUGGCUGAAGCGACACUUGAAAAACUAUAUCACAGAGGUGUUAUGACAACCAGAUGUGAUGACUGUCAGUUUGUAUGCAUCACACAAACUGAUUACUAUCGUAUUCUGCAUCAAGGAGAAGAGAAUAUAAGGAGACAUGAGAACGAAAAUGGAGUUGUAGUCUUAGUGACAGAAUAUAGGGGAUUAGCUGGGGAAUCAGGUCAUCAACAGGGACAUGUUGUAAUUAGGGGAACACCAGAACAAUUAAUGUUACAGUUAAUUGAAGACAACUCACGAGAUUCAACAUAUGUAGAAGAUUUCCUUUUAACACACAGGACAUUUAUAGAAAGCCCCCUUAUUGUUGCUAAACAGUUGCUUGCCUGGUUUUCUGAGCCUUGUGAUCGUGACAAGGUUACGAGAGUUGUGUUGCUUUGGGUAAACAAUCACUUUACAGAUUUCGAAACAGAUCCCAAUAUGAUGGAAUUCCUUGAAAACUUUGAAACAGCUUUAGAACGGGAGAAAAUGGAAAGCCAGCUGAGAUUACUUAAUAUAGCUUGUUCUGCAAAAGCAAGAACGAGAAGUGUUACAUUGUCACGAUCUUCAAGAGACGAACCUUUAAAUUUCACUAUACUUGGUGGUUAUGAAAGGGGAUACGGAAUUUUUAUAUUAAAAGUUGAAAAGCAUUCUAAAUCAGAAGAUGUAGGCUUGAAGAGAGGUGAUCAGGUUCUAGAAGUAAAUGGCCAGUCAUUUCAACAUGUAAGCCAUGCAAAAGCUAUGGAAAUAAUUACAGGUUCCACACACUUGAGCAUCACAGUAAAGAGUAACUUGUUAGCCUUUAAGCAAAUGUUAUUAAUGCCAGAAAAUUCUCCAAGACAACGAGGUUGCACCAACAUGGCGCGUUGGCAAAUGGAUCCAAGAGCUCGAUUAUCUACAGCCGAAUUAUUAAGUGACGACCCGAUAACAUUAUCUGCAGGUUUUCAAUCUCCAACUAAAAAACCGCAACCAUUGAGUGUUAAAAAAGACCAACAAAAAGGUUUUAUGACUCUUGGCCCAAAAAGGCGACUUCAAAAAGCUCUUAUGAAAAUGAAUAUUCUACCAAAAAAUACAAUUGCUGAUGGAAUACACACAGACGACAGUAUACUCUCAAAUUCUGAAUCUUUAAGUAAAGCCAAUACAAGCACCUCUUUUUAUAAUUCUCACAGCAACCCAGAUUUAAUCUCAAUUUGUUAUGAUGAAUAUCAAUCUUCAGAUUAUCCCGAGCAUGUACUCAAAGUUUACAGAGCUGAUCAAACAUGUAAAUAUCUUUUAGUCCAUAAGGAAACAACGGCUAGAGAAGUUGUAAUGUUAACAUUGCAAGAAUUUGGCAUAACAGAUCCUAGUUCUAACUUUUCAUUAUGUGAAGUUUCAGUCGCACAAGGAGGAAUUAUAAAACAACACCGUUUACCAGACCAGUUACAAAAUCUUGCUGAAAGGAUUGGACUUAGCUCUAGAUAUUAUUUAAAAACAAAUGGUGUUAGUGAAACCUUAGUACCUGACGAAAUGGCGCCCGAACUACUCCGGGAGAGUGUUGUUCAUUUUUUGCAACUAAAUGCUGUUGAGGUUGCUGUUCAACUAACCUUACAAGAUUUCUGUAUAUUUCGGCAAAUUGAAAGUACCGAGUAUGUUGAUGAUUUAUUUGAAUUGAAAAGCAGAUAUGGUACACCAAUGCUGUCGCAGUUUGCUGGACUUGUCAAUAAAGAAAUGUUUUGGGUUGUUACAGAAGUAGUUAAUGAACAAAAUAUUGUGCGGCGUUCAAAAAUUAUAAAACAAUUUAUCAAAGUCGCGCGACACUGUAAAGAAUGCAAAAACUUUAAUUCAAUGUUCGCUAUAAUAUCAGGAUUAGGACACGGAGCUGUGUCUAGGUUAAGAAUGACGUGGGAAAAAUUACCUACAAAAUAUAUUAAACUUUUCUCCGAUUUACAAAUGCUAAUGGAUCCGUCAAGAAACAUGUCAAAGUACAGACAAUUAGUCACAACUGAACAAGGUCGAUCGCCAGUUAUACCAUUUUACCCAGUUGUUAGAAAAGACCUUACAUUUAUUCACCUUGGUAAUGAUACUAAAGUUGAAGGAAUGGUCAAUUUUGAAAAACUGCGAAUGAUUGCUAAAGAAGUGAGAACUCUUACAAACAUGUGUAGUUCUCCAUAUGAUCUUUUGACAUUAUUAGAAUUAGGAAAGCAACCGCCUUCUAACGCCAUGGUUGCGCUUAAUCAGCUCACAACUGGUGUGCAACAAGGACAGGUAACUGUGAAAAGGAGAAAAAAGUCGUCAAAUGUUCCAAAUCCCAAAAAAAUGUUCGAGGAAGCACAAAUGGUAAGACGUGUAAAGGCAUACUUGAAUCGUAUGCAUGUGGAAACGGAUGAAGAGAGGUUACAUGCGCUAUCUUUAGAAUGCGAGGGAUCCGGGCCGGCCCCAGCUAUGCCCCGCCGACGACAUCCGUCGCCUUCGCUAUCGACAACUAGCAGUGCGUCAUCAGCAAGUGAGGGUAAGAAAAGUUUUGCCGGGAAUAAAUUUGGUGCAGCUUCACCACAAGCUGUCCGAAAAUUAUUAGCAUUAUCUGAACCAGCUAAAACUAGGCCACAUCAGCCCAGGCCACCGCCACCGGGGCCGUCGCCAUGUGCACACCGUCGUGACGGCCCUGGUCCAGGAAUUUGCUGUGCCCGAACAGCGCACGAAAGAUCACAUUCUGAUACCCCAACUCCGCUUCCGGUAGACUUGUCGGCGGAGAGCAGCAGUGUGACAUCAUUAGUGAACUUGCCACUUCGUAAAACUGGCUCUGCUACGUCGAGCGAUAGCGGGCAUGGCUCGUGCACUACGGCUAGUUGCGUGCGGCCCGUUCCACCUCCAAGAAUGCCACAGGCGCCUUACACGCUCGCUGCUCAAGUGGCGCGACUUGAGCGCUUGAGUCGUGCGCAUUCCCACGAGGGUGUUACGCGACCAUACGACUAUUAUCACGAUGUGCCGGACGACGAAGACGACGACCAGCAAGUAUCAGCAGUUUGA
Molecule: messenger RNA, 3432 nt
Organism: Parnassius apollo (apollo)
Lineage: Eukaryota; Metazoa; Arthropoda; Insecta; Lepidoptera; Papilionidae
Source: the annotation of a GenBank genome assembly